AUGACCCGCACAGAGCCGGACGGGAAGGAAUUGGGCGGCCGCGUGGCGGCCAUCCUGGCGCGCUGCCGGCAGCUGCACGUGGAGCCGGCCCAACUGCGCAGCCUGUCCGGCUACGACCGGCUGCAGCGGGCAGAGCUGUACACAGUGCAAGGCCUGUCGCGGCUCAUCUUGUGGGUGGAGGGUCUCGACGUGGAGAAUGAGCCGGUGGGUACAGUGGCGAGCAUGCAGGGCUCCAGGGUGCGCGUUCGUCGCAGGUGCUCAGAUGUGCUGGACGUGGACCGGGUCUCCAACAUCACUCCGCAAGAGUUCGAGCUCAAGUACGCGUACUCGGGCCGACCCGUCAUCAUCACGGACGGCACCGCCAACUGGACGGCCCCCGCCGUCUUCAACUUCCAGUUCUUCAAGGAGCUGUAUGCGGAAAGCUCGGGGAGACUCGCGGCGGACAGCACGGAGAGGGGCUGCCAGUUCUUCCCAUACAAGACUGACUUCGACGGCCUGAGUGACGUGUUCUCCAUGUCGGCGGCCCGGGCCAACAUGCAGAAGGGCGAGGAGCCGUGGUACAUCGGCUGGUCUAGCUGCGACUCGGCGGCGGGGAACGAACUGCGCCGCCACUACACCCGGCCUUACUUCCUGCCGGAGACGGCCGAGUUGAGCCGACUCGACUGGAUCUUCAUGGGCACGCCCGGAUUCGGCGCACAUUUGCAUGUUAGUUGCACAGUCACUGUUGUCCCGUUGCAACAUGUGUUUGACACAUAUAGCAAAGGACUCCGCCACCCUAGUGGAAUUUAACAUUACGUCUAUGGGCGUCGCAUACAGAGACAGACCCUAAAUCUCCGAUGAACCCUCCUAACUUUGAUCCAAGAAGGAAACCCAGAUUUUUUUGUUUUGGGCAGCCGUAGCAUGAUAAUAAUCAUGGACAAUUACCAUCCCAAGCAGCCCAUCCUUAAAACACUUCCUACUAAGCCUACUUAAGAGACCGCCCUGUAUCGACUGUCCGGUAUUGCGGCAGCCAUGCUGGAUAAAUUUAAUAUAAGCGCA
Messenger RNA from Pollicipes pollicipes, 1038 nucleotides. RefSeq lists its product as uncharacterized. The coding region runs from base 1 to 789 and encodes 262 amino acids. The record is from RefSeq and is a predicted model, not a curated record. Gene Ontology annotation, molecular function: 2-oxoglutarate-dependent dioxygenase activity. NCBI's taxonomy places the organism in Eukaryota, Metazoa, Arthropoda, Thecostraca, Pollicipedomorpha, Pollicipedidae. The transcript has 6 exons.